GAAGAAAUAAUUUGUGGUGAUUUGGAGACAUUGACUCCUUUGAUAAGAGAUACAAAUAACGAAAACAAAAACAAUGACUAUUUGAUUGAUGACUGCAAACCAUUGGAUCAAUUGAGUCAACAACAGGAGACGUGCCUUCAGUCCGACGACUUGUGCUUAAAUCUCGAAGAAGAGAAUCGCAAGGAAUUCCAUAAGAGAAACGAGACCUUAGAUAAAGUGGUGGUCAAUGACGACGAGAAACUCUCGACUGUCAAAGAGUCGGGUCUUAAACAAAACAAUUCCUCACAUUUAAUAAAAUCGCAAGUAUUGAGAGAAUCCGCUGAAAGUAAACAAACAAUUGAUUCAAAACAAGUGAUGACUAUUGAGGAUAAUUCCGUAAAUUCUGAUCCUUUAUCGAAAGAAUCACACAAAAAAUAUGUAGGAAUUGAUAGAAUUAGUUCCAACCAAAUGGACAAUGAAAUCGAUGGCAUCUUUUAUACACAACAGCCAGAGAUAGAGACAACGGUUAAUAUUGUGGAUCCAAUUGAGACAAACCAAAUGACAUGUUCUAUGAGUUCAAAUCUUUGCGAUAAUAUGUUAAAUGAAAUGCCAACAAACGUCGACAACAUAUUCAAUGAAAACAAUGACAAUAAUAUGUGGAUUGAAAAUAAUAGUCAACAAUUCUGUCUGAGAAAAGAUGAAUCGUUGGCAACGGAUGAGAUAAUACCGAUUCCUAAAUCAUAUGAUUCUUCAAAUAUAACCACAACUCUUGGAUCGGCUGAAGAAAGUCCGGCGAAUGACAAUUCAUCGACUGAUCCGAAUAUGGAAACAUUAAAUGACAAUCAAGUAGUGGUUAUCGAAAAGAAUACACAAGUUUGUGAUAACAAGACUAUUGUCACCGAUUCUUAUGAUAACAACACAAUCACUGGUGAAAUGGAGAGUGAAUUGAGUUCAAUGAAAUGUUUGCAUCCAAACGAAGGCAAUGAUCAGAAUUUAGAAGAUAUUCAUCACAGAGAAGAACAUUGCAGUGAUUUGGAGACAUCGACUCGUUUGAAAAGAGACAUUAAUGAUGAAAACCUAUACGACGCCGACAUAUCUGACAAUAUAAAUAAUGGUAUUGAAAGUGACAACGAAGACAAUGUUUGGUUAAAUGAUAUCCAAACCAGAUUUGGACCAAUUCUGGAGAGAGACAAACUCGAAACCAAUGACAAAGAUUUAUUAUCUAUACGUUUGAAUCAGUUGCUCGAACUCUUGUCUGAAGUCAAUAAUAUCGAUAUAACAAAAGCAAAACAAUUGAAUUCUCGAAACAAAGUCAGAAUAUUCUGUCAAAAAGAAAUUAAAAGACUAAACGAGAAAUUGAUAAAAUUAAGAAGUGAAUCGCCAGAACUAUUAGCUACAAAUAAAGACACUCAACGGGCGCCGAAACGAAACUUAUUAAACUACAUGAGCCGAGCAUUGAAAGCGUCGAUACCAAUUCAAGCCCUAAUGUUCAUACUAUUAGGCGCCGCAUCACUGGUGCCCACCGUUGACGAGGACUACAGCUGUCAACUUAUGAACAAUUUGUUGCAUUCAUUUCAACCGAUGCUCGACUACCCGAACGGUCCGCCACCCGUCUGACCAUAUAAUGGCCUUACAGUCAACUCUCACAAUAUAGUCAUAUAUAGAGUACAAUCGGCUCUUUAGUACUAAUCAUGCAAUCCUUACAGUGCUUACAGUUUAGCUGUGAUUUGAUAUUUAACUUAUAUUAUAAU
This is a messenger RNA of Medioppia subpectinata, 1730 nucleotides long. NCBI's taxonomy places the organism in Eukaryota, Metazoa, Arthropoda, Arachnida, Sarcoptiformes, Oppiidae. The record is from the annotation of a GenBank genome assembly.